CUGGACCAUGUCCACCGUAGUUGCUCAGUCGCUGCAUGUUUUUGGUCUCCGAGCCCGCGUGGCCAACAAUAUCUUCUUCUUUGACGAGCAGACGCUUAUAUUUCCUUCAGGAAAUCACUGUGUGAAGUAUAAUGUGGAUCAGAAAUGGCAAAAAUUCAUUCCAGGCUCAGAAAAGAGUCAGGGCAUGUUGGCUUUGGCCAUCAGCCCCAACCGGCGCUACCUGGCCAUCUCCGAGACUGUGCAAGAGAAGCCGGUCAUUACCGUCUACGAACUAUCAGCAAUCCCUUGCCGGAAGCGCAAAAUCCUCAAUAAUUUUGACUUUCCAGUUCAGAAAUUUAUUAGCCUGGCUUUUUCUCCAGACUCCAAAUACCUCUUGGCCCAAACAUCAACUCCAGAGUCGCAACUUGUCUACUGGUUGUGGGAAAAACAAAAAGUAAUGGCCACUGUAAGAACCGAUACCCAGAACAACACUGUCUACCAGGUGAGCUUCAAUCCCCAGGAUAACACUCAGGUGUGUGUCACUGGAAAUGGGAUUUUUAAACUUCUCCGUUUUGCUGAGGGAACCCUGAAGCAAACCAAUUUUCAGAGGGGCGAACUUCAAAACUAUCUGUCUCAUGCCUGGGUGUCCGAUGACAAGAUUGUCGUUGGCACUAACACAGGCAAGCUCUUCCUCUUUGAGUCUGGAGAUCCGCGCUGGGAGACGAACAUCAUGGUCAAGGAGCAGACCAGUGACAUGAAGAACUUGGAUAUGCUUCAAGAGUCAGAGAGCCUCAUCGAGUUCCCACCCUCCAGCUCCCCAGUGCCUUCCUUUGAACAGGUUGUGCCCACCAGUAGCAACAGCCCGCUGACCCUGCCGCAGGUGUUUGCCAUCGCUGCCUAUUCAAAGGGAUUUGCCUGCUCUGCUGGGCAAGGGCGAGUUCUGCUGUUUGAGAAGAUGGAAGACAAGGAUUUUUACCGCGAGAGCAGGGAAAUCCGGGUUCCUGCGGACCCUCAGAGCAGUGACCCGACUCAGUCUGACAAACAGGAAAUUCUCUGCUUGUGCUUCAGCCCCUCCGAGGAAACCCUGAUUGCCAGCACCAGUAAAAACCAACUCUACAGCAUCACCAUGUCCCUGACCGAAAUCAGCAAGGGGGAACCUGCUCACUUUGAGUAUCUGAUGUACCCAUUGCACUCUGCCUCCAUCACUGGUUUAGCCGCCUGCAUCCGCAAACCUCUCAUUGCCACCUGCUCUCUGGACCGCUCUGUUCGCAUCUGGAAUUAUGAGACAAACACUCUGGAACUGUAUAAGGAGUACCAAGAAGAGGCAUAUACCAUCAGCCUUCACCCAUCUGGACACUUCAUCGUAGUAGGGUUUGCUGACAAGUUACGCAUUAUGAAUCUCCUCAUUGAUGACAUCCGCGCCUUCAAAGAAUACUCCGUUAGAGGAUGCAGAGAGUGUUGCUUUAGCAAUGGAGGUCACCUGUUUGCAGCAGUCAAUGGAAAUGUGAUUCACAUUUAUACCACCACAAGCCUGGAGAAUAUCUCAAACCUGAAAGGACAUACUGGGAAGAUUCGCUCGGUUGUAUGGAACGCAGAUGACAGCAGGCUGAUUUCUGGCGGCACAGACGGGGCGGUCUAUGAAUGGAAUCUAGCCACAGGAAAAAGAGAGACCGAAUGUGUGCUCAAGUCCUGCAGCUAUAACUGCGUCAACAUCUCUCCCGAUGCCAAAAUUAUCUUUGCUGUUGGAUCGGACCAGACCCUGAAGGAGAUUGCAGACUCUUCGAUCCUUCGAGAGAUGUCGGCAUUUGAUGUCAUCUACACAGCCAUUGUUAUCUCACAUUCUGGGCGUAUGAUGUUUGUGGGCACCUCGAUGGGCACCGUGCGUGCAAUGAAGUACCCCCUGCCUUUGCAGAAAGAAUUCAACGAGUACCAGGCCCAUGCUUCUCCCAUCACCAAGAUGUUGAUCACCUUUGAUGACCAGUACCUGCUGACUGCAGCUGAGGAUGGCUGUCUGUUCACCUGGAAAGUCUUUGAUAAGGAUGGGCGGGGCAUCAAGAGAGAGAGGGAAGUGGGCUUUGCUGAAGAAGUGCUUGUUACCAAAACAGACAUGGAAGAGAAGGCUCAGAUCAUGCUGGAGCUGAAGACUCGCGUGGAGGAAUUAAAGAUGGAGAAUGAGUACCAGCUUCGACUAAAGGAUAUGAACUACUCUGAGAAGAUGAAGGAGCUAACAGACAAGUUCAUCCAGGAAAUGGAGUCCUUAAAGACAAGGAACCAGGUUUUAAAAACAGAGAAAGAAAAACAGGACAUAUUCCAUCGUGAACGCUUAGAAAACCUGGUGGAGAAGCAAAACCGGGAGCUACAAGACCUGGAAUGUUGCAACAACCAAAAGCUGCUUCUGGAAUAUGAAAAGUACCAGGAGCUGCAGCUCAAGUCCCAGCGGAUGCAGGAGGAGUAUGAGAAACAGCUUCGGGAUAAUGAUGAGACCAAGAGCCAGGCCCUGGAGGAGCUGACUGAGUUCUAUGAGGCCAAAUUGCAGGAGAAGACGGCCCUUCUAGAAGAGGCACAGGAAGAUGUCAGACAGCAGCUACGGGAGUUUGAAGAGACCAAGAAGCAAAUUGAAGAGGAUGAAGACCGAGAAAUCCAAGAUAUCAAAACCAAGUAUGAGAAGAAGCUUCGGGAUGAAAAGGAGUCUAACCUGCGGCUGAAAGGAGAAACGGGAAUCAUGAGGAAAAAGUUUAGCAGCCUGCAGAAGGAGAUUGAAGAGCGAGCCAAUGACAUUGAUGGCCUGAAGGGCGAGCAGGUGAAGCUGCAAGGGGUCAUCAAGUCCCUGGAGAAGGACAUCCAAGGCCUCAAGCGGGAGAUCCAGGAACGAGACGAGACGAUUCAAGAUAAGGAGAAGCGAAUUUAUGAUCUGAAGAAGAAAAACCAGGAACUAGAGAAAUUCAAGUUUGUGCUCGACUACAAAAUAAAGGAGCUGAAGAGGCAAAUAGAGCCUCGAGAGAAUGAGAUCAAAGUGAUGAAGGAGCAAAUUCAGGAGAUGGAGGCUGAGCUGGAGCGCUUCCACAAGCAGAACACGCAGCUGGAGCUGAACAUCACGGAGCUGUGGCAGAAGCUGAAGGCCACCGAUCAGGAGAUGCGCAGAGAGAAGCAGAAGGAGCGGGACUUGGAAGCUCUGGUGAAGCGAUUUAAGACAGACCUGCACAACUGCGUGGCGUACAUCCAGGAGCCCCGGCUGCUGAAGGAGAAGGUGCGAGGUCUCUUUGAGAAGUACGUGCAGCGAGCUGACAUGGUGGAGAUCGCAGGGCUGAACAGUGACUUGCAGCAGGAGUACUCCCGGCAGCGGGAGCACCUGGAGAGGAAUCUGGCCACACUCAAGAAGAAGGUGGUCAAGGAGGGUGAGCUGCAUCGCACCGACUACGUCCGCAUCAUGCAGGAAAACGUCUCCCUGAUCAAGGAGAUUAAUGAGCUCCGAAGGGAGCUGAAGCUCACCCGCUCCCAAGUCUAUGACCUUGAAGCAGCCCUGAAAUUGGCCAAGAAAAUCCGACCAACCGAGGUUCCAGAAAUCGCACCCAGCAAGGACCUCUCCAGCACGGCCCUCCCCAUGCGGCUGAGUGAUCACGAGGAGACGGAGAGAAUCAUCGAAAUGCAGCGCUUAGAAAUCCAGCGCCUCCGGGACCAGAUCCAGGAGCAAGAGCAGAUCCCGGGCCUGCACCCCCUGAGCGUAAGCCGGCUGCCGUCCUUGGUGGAGUCCGAGGUGGACUUGAGCAUCAGCCUCACCUGACCGCCCACUACCACCCCAGCCCCCACCCCACGCGGCGGGCCG
Molecule: messenger RNA, 3802 nt
Organism: Echinops telfairi (small Madagascar hedgehog)
Lineage: Eukaryota; Metazoa; Chordata; Mammalia; Afrosoricida; Tenrecidae
Gene: CFAP57
Product: cilia and flagella associated protein 57
Exons: 22
Coding region: 8-3760 (1250 amino acids)
Molecular function (GO): protein binding
Source: RefSeq, a predicted model, not a curated record